AUGGAAAGGAUAACAGACAUCUCUGAUCUCCUGGAGAAGUGCAAGGACAAAGGAUUUGUAAACGACAACAAGGAGUGGAUAAAAGAAAAGAUGGGGAGGCCGCCUCUGCGAGAUCAGAUGAGGUCUCUGCUGGGAACGAAGAAGAAUGUCUUUGGGAUAAAGCUGAUUGAGGCGCUGGACGUCCCUGCAGACGAGCUUGUUCCUUCCCUUGAUGACAGAAAGAAUAUCAAUCAAUAUGUGUAUUCGACAUACUACUGUCUUUACAAGAUGAGGCUCAUUGGAAGGGACAGGUUUGAGAGGGCAAGAGACCACUUCCGAUGCAUGAAGAACUACGAGAAGAUGUUUGUAGACACUGAGAACUCGUUUAUUAUCUCAAGAAUUGAGGCGGAUCGAAGGAAGGACAAGAUGGUCAAGAGAGAGUUCAACAGGGUCAUGGAUUCCAAGGAGGAGCUGAGGUCGCUGCUCAUAGAGCUUCCUGAGGUCACCAGCGAUGAGGUCUGCAGGAUCAAGGAUGGACUCUGCAGCGUCAGAAGUGUGUUUGUGGUUGAUCUCGACCCCGUCUUUGACAUAAGCACGCUUCGAUGCCAGGCAAAGGAGGAGGCAUCCAGAAGGAUAUCGGAGAUCAGAGAUGUUCUCUUUUGCAUUGGCAGCAUCCAUCCUAGAAUCAACACGCUUGGAGCCAUAGGAGAGGGAAACAAGGAUGGAGGCCAUGACGCGACUCUGCUUGAGAAUCUGAAGAAAGACAAGUACCACAAAUUCGAGAGGAUCUUCAACGGACCUGAAAAGUUCAAGUUUACAUGCACGCCUCUGUUCUAUACGAUGGACAGGCUGCUAAAGAAUAGAAUAACGCGUCUCUACGAUUCCAUUGUGAAACUCCACAGAGCGAAGCAGGUGGUCUACUUUGUCUCCACACGCCCGCUCCCACAGAUCCUGGCGGAGCUUCUAUUCUUCGAGUACUCGAGCCUGGACAUAAGAGCAGUGGUUUCGAUGACGAAUGCCCCCUUUGAUGUCUAUAAGGAAAUCCAGAGGAAGGAGGAUGCAAGGGUCGUUGCUGUUGGGAAUGACUCGGCCGUUUCCCAAGAAAAAGAAAACAUAUAUCGGAUAGGAUAUGAGAGGUUCAGAAGAAUGGUCGACAGGACAUUCCAAUUGAGGGGCGGCAUGGGAGCUGACCCUGAGGAUGCUAGCAUCCCCUCAGCAUAG
Molecule: messenger RNA, 1200 nt
Organism: Encephalitozoon cuniculi GB-M1
Lineage: Eukaryota; Fungi; Microsporidia; Unikaryonidae
Exons: 1
Coding region: 1-1200 (399 amino acids)
Source: RefSeq, marked provisional